AUGGUUCACCGUAAUCUGCUUGUAUUACUAUUAAUAUCUCAGUUGUUUAAUGCAAGUAAAGGGUCCCAGGUAAAAGUUAUCGAUGGAGGAUAUGAAGAUAUUGUGUUUGCAAUCCAUCCAGAUGUGAAAGAAGAUAACAAAAUGAUUCAUAAGAUACAGGAAAUGGUAAAGGAAGCAUCAAGUUAUUUAUUCCAGGCCACCAAAAAAAGACUUUUCAUAAGAAGUGUUAAAAUCCUCAUCCCAUCUACAUGGACACCAGGAAAUGAUUAUACAAAACCAGCGACAGAAACCUACAACACAGCAGAUAUAAUUAUUUCACACCCAUACCUGAAAUAUGGAGAUGAUCCAUAUACUUUGCAGUAUGGACGUUGUGGAGAGCCAGGAAGAUAUAUCCAUCUGACUCCAAACUUCCUACAGGAUGACAACCUACUCUCAGUGUAUGGACCAAGAGGAAGAGUGUUUGUCCAUGAGUGGGCACAUCUUCGAUGGGGUGUAUAUGAUGAGUACAAUGAAGAUAAACCUUAUUAUGUUUCCGGAAGCAGCAAAGUGGAAGCAACAAGGUGCUCCCCGGAUAUUUGGGGUAUUAAUGUAAUGAAAACAAGUGAAUGUUUUGGAGAAAGCUGUCCGACAAAGGCUUGUCUCUUUGAUUCAGCAAUUGGUCUUUAUGAAGAAGGCUGUGUAUUUCUGCCAUAUACAAGCACAUCCCAAUUUUCCCAGGAAUCUAUAAUGUAUACACCGGCAUUCUCCACAGUCACUGAUUUCUGUGACUCCAAUACCCACAACACCGAGGCUCCAAAUCUACAAAACAGAAUGUGCAAUUUCCGCAGUACAUGGGAUGUUAUCAAGGACUCAACAGAUAUAAGUUUCAGUCCUCCAAGACCUGACUUCAGUCCUCCAGUCCCAUCCUUUACUCUGAUGCAGUAUAGGGACAGAGGGAUUACUGUAGUCCGUGAUGCAUCUGGAAGCAUGAUAAUGGUGGGUUCUAGGAUAAUCCAGCCCUUCCAGAUGCAGUACUGGCUAGUUUUAUCCCGCACCAUAAUCAACUUUGCUAUUUGUUUCAUAAUAAACACCCAACUGGAGAGCACGGAUCUAGACCUGAAACCAAGAGCAUGUUUGAAUGGUACCAUCUUCAUUGACAGAACAGUGGGGAACGACACCUCAUUUAUGGUCACCUGGCAGACAGCUAUACCAGAUAUUCAUUUACAAGAUCCAGAGGGAAUCAUUUAUACUCAAGUACAAUUCAGCAGCACUGCCACUUCAAAACUGUCUACACUUCAGCUGUCAGGAACAGCAAAGAGAGGACGCUGGGAUUACGGACUUUGUAACCCUCUUACAUCAAACCAAGUUGUUGGCAUUACCGCAGAGUCCAAAGCAGCAGACAACAAUGUGCCACCGAUUAUCGCCAGUUGCCAUAUGAACAGUAAUACAAAUGAUUACCCAAAACCCAUGGUUAUCUAUGCAUCUCUAAGCCAAGGUCUGGUACCUGUGACUGGAGCAAAAGUCACUGCUAUGAUCGAAUCAGAGAGUGGAACGUUGGUGACUACAGAGCUUUUGGAUAAUGGAGCAGGUGUCGACAUAGCAAUAAAUGAUGGAAUCUACUCAAGAUACUUCACUUCUUUUACUGAAAAUGGAAAAUACAGCUUGAAAGUGAGAGUUAUCAGUGAAGACAACCAAAGUCGAUUAACUUUACCAAGGAGUCGUGCUCUUUAUAUACCUGGCUAUAUUGACAAUGACAAGAUCUUUUUAAAUCCACCGAAACCUAAUAUUACUGAUGAGGACCUACAGCAUAACUGUGGAGCAUUUAGUAGGGCAGCAUCUGGUGGUUCUUUUGUUGUGUCCAAUAUACCUUCAGGGGUACUGCCAGAUAUUCACACACCGGAAAAAAUAUCUGACUUGGAAGCAAAAUUAGUUCAAUUCAGGACUAUAUUGUCUUGGACAGCAACUGGGGAUGAUCUGGACCAAGGACAAGCGUCAAAAUAUGAACUGAGAAUGAACACUGACCCACAGAGAAUCAGAGACCAUUUUGAAACCAGCACACUGGUGAACACUGACAGUUUCAUCCCACAGCCAGCUGGAUUUAAGGAAAACUUUUUAUUUGUACCUGAAAGUAUCACCAUAGCAAACGGCACUACCCUUUACUUUGCAAUAGUUGCUAUAGACAAAAUGGGGCAGAAAUCAGACAGGUCUAACAUUGCCCAAUCUGUUUUCUAUAAUGUCCCACUGCCACCCCCUACUACUUCUAUACCAAAUGCAGAUACAACUAGACAAGAGCUCACUACUGCACACAAACUAACUCUAAUAACAUCUGUAUUAAAUACACCCUCUAAAGAUUCCAAUGGGAAAAUUAGCACAUUAGCAAUAACUGCUAUAGUAUGUUCUGCAGUAGUCCUAAUAUGUCUAAUUGUAUGCAUAGUUAUUUGUGUUGAAGCCUGCAAAAAAAAUAAAGGACACCAUGUAUAG
Messenger RNA from Bufo bufo (common toad), 2460 nucleotides. RefSeq names its product calcium-activated chloride channel regulator 1-like. The record is from RefSeq and is a predicted model, not a curated record. The transcript has 12 exons. The coding region runs from base 1 to 2460 and encodes 819 amino acids. NCBI's taxonomy places the organism in Eukaryota, Metazoa, Chordata, Amphibia, Anura, Bufonidae.